AUGACCAAGCUUAAAAAUUUGCAGUCAGGUUUUCUGCUUUCUAGUCUUAUAGUUCAGGCUUCGGCAGGCAUGUACUACGAUUUAGCAUCAUGUAACAAAUACCUAUCACUCUUAGAUCAAGGCGUCCUUGCUGUUUUUGAAAUGGGUCAUCUCGCUCAAACUGCUAUUGGAGCUCCUGUACAGAAUGAUCCUAACGGCAAUAUAUGGGGUUUUCCUGAUACUGAGAGCAGAGACUUGACGGGGAAAAUCUUUGGACCGCCUGCGGAAAAAUUUCAGGACUCUCCUAUCAAUUAUCAAUAUACAGCUGUUCCAGCCGAUCCUAUUGCUCUUGCAAAUUCGGGGUUUGAGCCUCCUGCUACCAAUGGUCCUAAUGCAAAUCUCUUGACGGCAGCCGGCGUGGUAAAGUUCUAA
Molecule: messenger RNA, 411 nt
Organism: Botrytis deweyae
Lineage: Eukaryota; Fungi; Ascomycota; Leotiomycetes; Helotiales; Sclerotiniaceae
Exons: 3
Coding region: 1-411 (136 amino acids)
Source: RefSeq, a predicted model, not a curated record